GGAGAAGGAAGCUUUAAGUACCAUUUUGCCAUGUUUCAUUUGAUGUCAAAUUGAUUGUUUAGUUUUUGCCUGCAAGAGACUCCACCUCCUUUGAAAAGUCCCUUUAAGCCCUGCAGAGAAUUUAUCCCAGCACAGCUCCUGCCUCACCCUUAACAGUUACACCGGCAAAGAAAACCAAAUGUCCUCAGUCCCGCUGAAGAGGAUCAAAUACAUGGUGCCUUGGAAAACCACUGCCCUCAAAAAGAAGGAUUUCCACUUGGAUUGAAGUUUUUUUCUGGCUUGAUAUUUCCUUUUACGUUUUCUUGGCCCUACAGAUAAUCUAAAGGAAGCGAGUUGUUCUCUAGUUUUUGCUCCUCAAGCAUAGGUUAAAAUGCCAGGCAAGGAAGAGUCCCUCGGUACCACUCAUCUCCUGAAACUACAUUGCAUCAUUUGGAAAACAGGACGAGAGGACAUGAGACAUCUCAUCCCAAUGUCUUUUUAACGGCACUUAGGUCAUAUGCAUGGGGGUUCAUAACUGCAAGAAAAUGAGCAGAUGCCAGAAGAUUUCAUUAUAUGCUUAGCUGAAGAAAAAAAAACAUGAGCACAUUUUCCAUUUUAAACGCUAGCAACAUGUCACAAGCUGAGUCCCUUGAGGACAGCAGCAAUUGGACAGCAGUAACCCAGUUUACCCAGCCGGGCUGGCGAAUUGCUCUGUGGGCUAUCACCUAUUCCUUCAUUGUUAUCACAUCCAUCGUUGGCAACAUCACCAUCAUCUGGAUUAUUCUUGCACACAGGAGAAUGAGGACCGCUACCAAUUACUUUAUCGUUAAUUUGGCUCUUUCGGAUUUGCUGAUGUCCACUUUCAAUACCAUCUUCAACUUUAUUUACGCCAGUCACAACGUCUGGUAUUUUGGUGAGGAAUUCUGCAGGUUUCAGAACUGGUUUCCCAUCACCGCAAUGUUUGUGAGCAUUUAUUCCAUGACAGCCGUGGCUGCAGAGAGGUACAUGGCGAUAAUUCAUCCCUUCAAGCCCAGGCUCUCUGCGGGAAGCACCAGAGUCAUCAUAGGGAUAAUCUGGCUGGUGGCAUUUGGGCUUGCCUUCCCACAGUGCUUCUAUGCUGAAAUCAUGAUGGACAACGGAACGACAAAAUGCAUUGUUGUCUGGCCUGAUGAUGUCGGCUCAAAGCACCAGCUCACGUAUCACAUUGCAGUGAUCGUGCUGAUUUAUUUACUGCCUUUACUGGUGAUGUUUGUUGCAUACAGCAUUAUAGGAAUUACUCUGUGGAGCAGUGCUGUUCCAGGCAACCACCUUAACAGAGCCCGCUACGAACACCAAGUUAAUGCCAAAAAAAAGUUUGUGAAGACCAUGGUGGUAGUUGUGAUCAUCUUUGCUGUCUGCUGGCUGCCCUAUCACAUAUACUUCAUCCUGGGAAGCUUCAAGGAAGACAUCUACCAGCAAAAAUACAUUCAACAGGUUUAUCUUGCAGUCUUUCUCCUUGCCAUGAGUUCAACAAUGUACAACCCCAUCAUAUACUGCUGUCUUAACCAAAGGUUUCGUUCUGGCUUCAAAUUAGCCUUCCGGUGGUGUCCAUGCAUAAAAGCAACUGAGAAAGACAAACUCAAACUCACAUCCCCAUCUCUUUACCAGACAACCCACAGGAAGUCAAGAACAACAAGUUUUGAUACAGAAACUCAACUGAAUGAGAAGACAUCAUUUACCCCCACCCAGCUAUCACUCUGAUUUUCUCCUCCUGUUUCUAGCUCUAUCCUAAUUCAGAAUUCCAAGGCAGCAGAUUUGUAGAAGCCUGAGACUGGUCUUUUUUUCUGGAGCAAGUGUUUCUGUCAGGAUGUUUGUAUAUGCCGUCAGCAUUGAAAGCAGCCUACUGAUAAUACUUACAUCCACGUGGGCCCAAAUAUCACCCAGCUAUGCAUACAGGUUCAGCUCUCUCCUACACCAACAACUGUGAUACAGAACACAGAGAGCUUGCCCAUGAGGUCAAAAGAAGCAGCAAAGCAGACCUGAGGCACUGCCAAUCACUAGAAUUAUCAAUUGUUCUCUUCCAGAUAGCAACCUUCUUUCUGUUCCACCAAGACACUUAAAUCUGGAAAAAGGGUGAUGAAGCAGAAAGGCUGGGGCACAUUUAGCCCAGUUUGGAUGAACUCUUGGGGCUACGUGUGCAGCUAAGUCCCAUGGCCCAGCAGCCCCAUGGUGGACAUGACGGUAGAGCAAAGAACAAAGGCAAACACUAACACAUCCGGACUGAAAAGCCUGCCCUGAACAUUUUCUGAAUUCUGAGCCUCAUGCCUGCAAUUUCAUCAGCACUGUCCCACAUCAGUUACAAGUGACAGUUACUGAAGAUGUCUUCGUUGGAUGCAUUUCUAUUACCUCGUACCAAAAUGUCAUUUUCCUAUUAAACUGUGCCCAAGUGAUUUCUCCAACUUCACAUUGUUAAUUGUUGUGCCUAAUUUGGAAAGUGAGAGUCUCUGAAGGGUCAAGUAGCCUGGUGUGUGAUGCUAACUGGCUUGGUCAGGGCUCGUGGGUUACAAUCUGGAUCCGCCUCCUUUAUCUCCUCUUAGUCCUAACAGCAGUCUCCCCAUUUCUGUCCCUUCCCAGAUAGUCCCCUUCCUCUUCACUUUCCAGACUUACCCCAUAUUUAUCAUCACUGUUCUUCUCUUUUCAGAUAUGGAAAUAAAGGCUGAAAUACCAUCUUCAAAGCCUGAGGUAUUAUGUGCAGGCAUGCAAAUCAAGAGAAGCUGCAAUAUAAACAUUUAUAUAGAAGUAAUACAGCAUUUAAUACUGGUGCGAUAAUUAGCACUUCAGAAUAACCUUCACCUUUCAUGACAAGUUUUUAUAUACUAUCACAGAGACAUACAUUAGCAUACAGAAAGCUCCUACAAUGUCAGUAAGAUACAGUUAUUUAAAGUAUUUCACCUUGCUCUGUGAAAGCAAAACUACAAAGGAUUAAAUUCUGCAGUAAAUUCAGAAAAAGGAUUGUGGCCUGAACUGCAAGAGUACUCAGGGACAUGACUUUACUUCUCCACUUAACCUGCCUCACAUCCCUGGCUGCUGUGGAGAACAAGUAUAUCACAAACUUGCCUCGCUAAUGGGAGAACAGAGCACAGGGCUGUAUGCCCUUCUUAGAGAGUUCAUUAUUUUAAAUCAUUCCAGCAGGUAGCGUCUAAUCUAGAUGUUAUCUGCCCAG
Molecule: messenger RNA, 3181 nt
Organism: Neopsephotus bourkii (Bourke's parrot)
Lineage: Eukaryota; Metazoa; Chordata; Aves; Psittaciformes; Psittacidae
Gene: TACR2
Product: tachykinin receptor 2
Exons: 5
Coding region: 577-1719 (380 amino acids)
Biological process (GO): positive regulation of flagellated sperm motility; G protein-coupled receptor signaling pathway
Cellular component (GO): plasma membrane; sperm midpiece
Molecular function (GO): substance K receptor activity
Source: RefSeq, a predicted model, not a curated record